This is a messenger RNA of Naegleria fowleri, 2475 nucleotides long. RefSeq lists its product as uncharacterized. The record is from RefSeq and is a predicted model, not a curated record. Gene Ontology annotation, molecular function: protein binding. Bases 1 to 2475 code for a protein of 824 amino acids. NCBI's taxonomy places the organism in Eukaryota, Heterolobosea, Eutetramitea, Acrasida, Naegleriidae. The transcript has 2 exons.
AUGAGAGGUUUCACUCAGGCACAACAAGAGUCAUACGCUGAGCAUCAAUUAGACCAAGCAAACAAAGGCAAAUCGGGUAUCGGUUUUAAGAAGGCUAGCACCAGUUCUUCAUCCUCUUCAACCAUGCCUCACGGAAAGCACACCAUUUUGAAUCCAGUGAGUUCCCAGACUUUCCGUGUCUAUCCUUCCAAACAGCAACAACAAGAAAAGUUGAAAAAGUUGUAUCCUGCAAUUUAUGAUUUUUUGGUGUAUUGUGAAUUGGAUAACGUUGCCAAAGUGUUUGCUAAGGACACUCAAAUGGAAAACUUUACUGAGUUGACCAUCCCAACAGUUAAAGAGGUCUAUGAAACCUAUUUUGCAAAUUACGGAAUUGAUUUUUAUGGAGAUUACAAUUUAGGAGCUGCAUUGAAGGCUGCCAAAUCUUCAAAUACUCACAAUAACAUUAUUUAUCAAAACAACCAUGCAAUGACUGAUGAAGAUGUUGCAGUUGCUGCAAAGAGCGAAAAGAAAUCAAGCACUGAUUUGUCUUCUUCAGCAAAGAAAAAGUUCAGAAAAACCAAAUCUUCUUCUUCCUCAUCCUCUUCUGAUUCAGACAGCGACGAGGAAAUGAAGGAUGUUCCAAAGACUUCCGAAAAGAAGGAGGCAUCUUCUAGCAGCAGUAGUAGUAGUAGUUCUGAUAGUGAUGACAAGAACAAGACAAAACCAGCAACAACAAACACAGAUAACAUCAAAUCAACCUCAAAACCAGCAUCUGCAACAAAGAAAGAGUCGUCAUCCUCUGACAGUUCCGACAGCUCGAGUGAAGAUUCUGAUGUCAAGAUGAAGGAUCAAAACAAACCUACUGCAACCACCUCGAGUGCUAAUGGUUCAAAGAAACAACCAAGCUCAUCUUCUUCUUCGGAUAAUUCAUCAAGCGAUAGUGAUAGUAAAAAGAAGAAGCAAUCAGUAACAACCCCAAAGAUCAACCCACCAGUAGCAACUAGCAAUCCUACAAAGACAGCAGCAACUACCUCUUCCGAUGAUAGUUCUGAUAGCUCGAGUGAGGAUGAAAAGAAGAAACCUUCAGCUACUGCCCCUUCCAAACCAUCUGUUACUGUCACAUCUGCUACUUCUAAACCCACACCAACAGCCUCAAAGAAAUCCUCCUCAGAUGAUUCUUCAAGUGAUAGUUCCGAUAGCUCGAGUGAGGAAGACGCAAAGAAAAAACCUGCUACCUCUAAACCUGCAACUAGUGUGACUACUCCAAAGAAGAAGGUUGAAUCUUCUGAUAGUUCUGAUAGCAGCUCUUCUGAGGACGAAAAGAAACAAACCGUAACGUCAACCUCUAAACCAACCACCACUGCGACCUUAGUGAAACCAGCAGCGGAUAGCAAAAAGCAAGAAUCUUCGUCUGAGGACUCGAGCGACUCGAGUGAAGAUGACGAGAAGCCUGCUGUAAAGCCAACCCCAACCAAGCCUUUCACAACCACUACGACCUUCAAGAAGACUGCCUUUUCCAGUGAUAGUUCGGAUACCUCGAGUGAGGAAGAAAAGAAACCAAAACCAACACCAGUGGUGAAGCAACAACAGAAAGCUUCAGCAUCAUCUUCUGAUUCUUCAUCAAGUGAUAGUUCAAGCGAGGACGAGAAAAAGCCUUCCAUCAAGCCAACAAGUGUUGUCACCAAGACGGUAGCUACUACUGCUAGCUCAAGUGAUGACUCUUCUGAUAGCAGCUCUUCAGAGGAUGAAAAAACCACCAAGCCCUUGAACACUCCUGCUGCUUCGAAUGCUGUUUCUAAGAACAAUGCAACCACAAGUAAGAAAGCAGAGUCGUCAUCCUCUGAGGAUUCCUCUGAUGACAGUUCAGACGAUGAAAAGGCUACAACAAAACCAACAAGCUCUACAAAACAACCUACUGUCUCAACACCUGCUUCAAAGAAGAGCGCAUCCUCAGAUGACUCUGAUUCAGACACGUCAAGCGAUGAUGAAAAGAAGAAACCAACCAUCACUGCUCCUGCUCCAUCCACAAAGCCAUCCUUGGCCCAAUCCACCUCAAAGAAGAGCGCAUCCUCCUCAGAUGACUCUGAUAGUAGCUAUGACGACGACAAGAAUGAAGAAACCAUGAAAGACGAAGCUGAGGAAGAUGAUUCUGCAUCUGAUUUGAAGAGAAAGAGAAAUGACGAAGAAAACUCAACUACGGCCACUCCAUUAAUGAAAAAGACCAAAAUUCAAGACCAGCAAAAUAACAAUAAUGGAUCACAAAAUAAGGGAGUUCCAUUCCAACGAGUGAAGAGAGAUGAGGUUAAAUUUGCUGAUGAAAGACUUGCUCAACGAGCCUAUAAUUUUGGAGCUCAUGGUGAGAAGGCUUUGAAAGAUUUAGCUCCAACGAGAGGAAAAGAUUUUAGAGCUGCCAAGACUAAGAAGAAGAGAUCUUACAGAGGUGGACCCAUUGAUAUUCAUGCUGUGAGAAGUAUCAAAUUCAAUAAUAACAAGUAA